UUUACCGUCAUAUGUUCGCAUUCAGCAUUUAUAACAUAAAUGUUUUCGAUUCCUUUGAUUUGGAGCCCUUAGCCUCACCUUUCCCCCUUCCCAUGCUCAUUCGGUGACUGACGUCAGGUCCGAGUUCGGCUCUCAAUCAGCUCGCCAAUCAGCAACUGGACCGUGCGACACAUUCUCUGACCGACAGCUCUUCCUUGCCUUCUUGGCCGACCAAGCAAUUCAAACCUCCGAGUCCCAGGAAGUCACCAAAGCUCUCAAAGCUCUCAGAUCGUGACUGCCUUGAAGCUCCACCUCGAAACCACCUGCCCGGUCCAAGCACACGAGCGUCGCGAUAGCAUAUCAAUCGAUUAUUUCCACCAGCCAUGCGCAGUUUCACAUUCAAGUGGCCCCAGCCAGCGGACGAAGUCUUCGUGACGGGGACCUUCGACAGCUGGGCGAAAACCACGCGUCUGGACCGGGUUGGCCAGGGUUUUGAAAGAACACUGGAGUUCCCGGAUUCUCCUGGCAAGAUCGUAUACAAGUUUGUCGUCGACGGACGCUGGGAACUCGAUACUACUGCGCCGCAAGAGAAAGACGAUCAAGGAAUUGUCAACAACAUCCUGCUACCGGAACAAAUGGACAAGGUCGAGGAAGCUUCCCAGGCUGCGGCCAUCAACAACCUCGUGCCCGAUUCCACCUCGGUUCAAUUGGCUGGCGCUGUGCCUCUGGAGAGCAAGAAGGAAGCACAACAGAAGGACAAGCCCGAGGUCACAGAGGGCGGGAGCUCAGGUGCUGCUGCCACACUCAACUCGGCGGCCCCCGACUCUACAACAGCCCAAUUGGCCGCCGCUGUUCCGCUGGAAGACAAACAGGCAUUGGCCUCGACCCCAGGCAGCUUUCCUGAAACGCCGGCCGCCGACCUCAACAAAGAGGUGAAGGUCGACCCGCUCCCAGCCGCCGAUGGUGCCGUAAAUCCCAUCAAACUCCAGCCUGGCGAGCAAGUUCCCAAGGAUUUCUCAGCCGGCGCCGUGGACAGCCACGUCACUCUUGACAAGGAAUCGUACGAGAAGAGCGAUCGCAUCCCGGGCGUUGAGACCACUCUUCCCUACGUUACAGGCAACAUGAUUCCCGAGUCGAGCUUGCCCAUCACGGGAGCCAACGACGUCAACAUCAACACCGUCGCUCCUGAAUCAACCACGGCCAAUCUGGCCGGCGAGGUCCCCCUGGAGCCCAAGGUUCCUGACAUCGUCAAAAAGAGUCAAGAGCAGGCAGAGGUUGAACCGGAGGCAAGCGCCAAUAGUGAGGAAGUGAAGGAGAAGGCGGCCGUUGAAGAUGAGCUCCUGGCAAAGGUUCCCGAAGCUCCGUCGACGUCGGAGGGCACCGCUGGCAAGGGGACAGAGAAGUCCGAGACGGACAAGACAGGGGUUGAGACGGUGCUCGCUGCUACGAGCACGGCCGGCGCAGCGGCGUUGGGCGCGGCGACCUCUGCCGGCGAAGUGGCGCUCGGUGCGGCGAUAACCGCGGCCGAGACCGCUGGUCCCGUUGCGGCUGGUGCUGCGACCAAGGCCGGUGGCGCCGCCGCUGGGGUUGCGGCCCAGGCGAGCGAUGCUGCUGCUAACAUUGCGUCCGUGGUGACAACCGUCGCAACCGACGCCGCCAACAGCCUGUCCAAUGCUGUCAAGGGAGUCUUGCCGGGCGCCACCCACGAGGCCGAGACUGUGGUCCAGGAAAAGCAGAAGGCUGCCAUUGACAGCGUGUCUCCGGAAGUUCCGGCCGAGGUUAAGGAGUCCAUGCGGGAGGCGGGCGCGAGCCCGGAGGCUGCUGUUAACAGUGCUGCUGUGGAAGAAAAGAAAGGGUACGAAGCCGAGCUGCUUGAGAAGGUGAAGCCGGCCGAGGCGGUCGGUGGAUCGUCGGCGGAGGCCACCGAAAAGGUGAAAGCAGCGGAGGAGACCAAGCCUACCGGGGAGAGCAGACCUGCCGAGGAGAACAAGCUUGCGGCUGUGACAAAUAUGGAGGCUAUCGAGACCCUCCCUAAAGUCGAGCCUGCCGAGGCCCCCCAAGCCGAGACCAAGCCGAAACCUUCUGAUGAGGGCACGGUUCUGGCUGUAGAACCCCCUCAGCCUAUUGAGGCCGUCAAGGCUGUCGACGAGGCCAAGCCCUCGGAAACGCCAAAGCCUGUUGAAGAAGCCAAGCCCACCGAGGACAGUGCGCCCGCGGUGACCGCCUUGGCUGCUGAGCCACCAAAGCCCACCGAGGAAGUGAAGGCCGUCGAUGUGGCUCCGAGCACAGAGACUCCCAAGGCGACUGAAGAGACAAAGCCUACUAAACCGGCCACAGCUGUGCCUGCGCCUACGGAGAUUGAGGCUGUGAGACCUGCGGUUGAACAAGCCGCGACAGCCGAGCAGGCUGCGCCGGUUGAGGCGGCGGCCAAACACGCUGCACCCAACGGCACCACCAACACCACCGCCGGCGCCAGCUCGAGCAAGGCUACGUCGGACAAGAAGAAGAAGCAUAGGAUCAGCGGCUUCUUCAACAAACUGAAGGAGAAGCUGAAGUAG
This is a messenger RNA of Parathielavia appendiculata, 2537 nucleotides long. Its product is annotated as carbohydrate-binding module family 48 protein. The record is from RefSeq and is a predicted model, not a curated record. Lineage: Eukaryota; Fungi; Ascomycota; Sordariomycetes; Sordariales; Chaetomiaceae. Bases 363 to 2537 code for a protein of 724 amino acids. The transcript has 4 exons.